AUGGUUAAAAUUUCAGCAGUUCUUUGCAUUACAAUUUUAUUUGUUGGUAGCAUCUGGGCAGCCGGAGUUUGUAAUUCCUGUGGCAGUGAGUGCGCUCCCGCGUGUGGCACUCGCUACUUCAGAUCAUGCUGCUUUAACUAUCUAAGGAAGAAACGAGGACCUGAUGACUUUAAAAUCCUGUCCUCAAACGAUAGGAAGCCACAAAGUAUCCAGAGGACCAUCCCGUUGUUCUCUGAAGGAGAAUCUUGGAAUAUGCCAAAUGAUUUUAAACUUCACUCAUAUGAGGAUAUGGUUGAGAAUCAACUUCAAGCUAUGUAUGAUGUA
Brenthis ino (lesser marbled fritillary) is the source of this 324-nucleotide messenger RNA. The record is from the annotation of a GenBank genome assembly. NCBI's taxonomy places the organism in Eukaryota, Metazoa, Arthropoda, Insecta, Lepidoptera, Nymphalidae.